Pieris macdunnoughi is the source of this 3288-nucleotide messenger RNA. Lineage: Eukaryota; Metazoa; Arthropoda; Insecta; Lepidoptera; Pieridae. The record is from the annotation of a GenBank genome assembly.
AUGGACUCAGCAGAGGCCGCCGCAUUAUCGGCUGGUGGUGGGGGAUCAGAUGGUACUCCUGGUACAUACUACGACGCUCGAUGGCUUAAUGUCCACGCUGAUGAUGGUACUUUAGCGGCGCGCGCUCGGCGUCUCAUGCUCGCUCCUAGCCGUCACUUUGACCACAUCGCCGUUAACACCAGCUAUAGCGCUGUGCUCAUGCCACCAUAUAUUAACACUGACGAUCCCGAAGUGCAGAACCAGAUAGCAUGGUCUGAGCAUUUGGAUCCACUAUUCGUUAAUAACUACGAAAUAGACCCGACACUUUCUUGGCAGUAUUACGCCUCGUCGUCCGGGUUUAUGAGAAGAUAUCCAGCUAUGUCCUGGCCACCGGAAGAUGGUUAUUCACACCACGCACGUGACUUCUACGACUUCAGAUCAUCAAAUUGGUUCGUGGAAGCAGCGACAUCACCGAAGGACUUGGUCAUCCUUCUGGACGAUUCUGACGACAUGGGAUCAUCAUAUCGAAGACUGGCGAAGAUCACAAUCUCAGCAUUAUUGGAUACCCUAGGACCUAAUGACUUUGUCAAUAUUUAUAGAUACAGUGAUACUGUAUCGGAGUUACAUCAGUGCUACACGAAGAUUUUGGCUCAGGCUGUACCGGAGUCGAUACGUGAGCUGAAAAGUGCAGUCUGGGGAGCUGAGCCGUCUGGUGGUGCAGCUAACUUAACCGGAGCUCUCACAACAGCUUUCGAAAUCCUUCAAAGGUACAAUCGAACCGGACAGGGUUGCCAGUGCAAUCAGGCGAUAGCUGUUAUAGGUGCGGGGGGAGGGGCUAGUGGGGUGAAGGGUGUGUUCCGCGCGUGGAAUUGGCCACAUAUGCCCGUGAGAAUAUUCACGUACCGCGUAGGUGGUGACGCUACUUCAGGAAGUAAUAUGAAAGACAUGGCGUGUACAAAUAAAGGUUUCCACGUGACAAUUAACGACCAUAGCGAGAUCCGGGCCAAGGUCCUUCACUUCGUAGAAGUCUUGGCGAGACCACUGGUAAUGUACCAGACGAUACACCCGGUCCACUGGAGUCCCGUUUACGUGGGAGGGAGGAGUAGCAGCUUGGACGACGACGGGAUGGGACAGCUGAUGACGUCAGUCACAGUACCUAUCUUCGACCGGAGGAACCAUACCCAAAGAGAAGCCAAUCUACUUGGUGUAGUCGGUACCGAUGUUCCCGUCGAUCAAAUAAAGAAGCUCGUAGCACCAUACAAGCUUGGAGUAAACGGUUACUCCUUCAUGGUGGAUAACAACGGGCAUGUUUUAUAUCAUCCAGAUUUGAGACCACUGUAUACAGAGACGCUGCGUCCGCUAUAUUCAAGCAUUGACCUCACAGACGUGGAGUUACUCGUCGACUCCGAUGAGAAUUCCCGUGUUAAUCUUACCUCCCUUUUACUUGACCUGCGCCACGACAUGAUAGAGCAGCGAGAGGGUGAAACAGAGAUAGGCGUAAAGGUACAAUACGACGGUAUGCGACGAGUAGCAACGCGUCGCCAGCGAUAUUUCUACAGCCCAGUGGAAGACACUCCUUAUUCCAUCGCCGCCGUGUUGCCCGAUGGCUACGGAAUGUACGAACUGCAAGCGGAGCAGGAAAUCAAGCAUAGUCCUAUAAAUAUUACAGAAUAUUUUAAGGGAGAUAACUGGAAAGUUCAUCCAGACUGGGUGUACUGCGAAUACGCUUCAACGUCAGAACAAACCUUCAACUCUCCAGAGGAGCAAUUAUUACAUUUCCUGACGCGGACGGGCCGCCCCGGCUGGAAGUGGAUGUCUUUGCGCCCGCGCGCGCUCACACUCCACAACGCGCAUAAGAAACAGGAGAGAGACUCUUAUUACUGCGAUAAAACUUUAGUUCAGUCCUUAGUCCGAGACGCAAUGGUAAUAAAAGAAUUGGACGCACAUACUGGACAUGCUAGCCACCACUCACACCCGAUAGCGACAUUAAUGGCAUUAUUGACAAGGCAAGGCCGAUUCCACAAGUUCGUGGUCACUAUGUCCUUCAUUGCAACACGGAGUGGUCUUCUGAGGUGGACCGAAAAUCUAAACACAACGAGAUCUACCGACUCUGUUGAUCCACAUUUUAGCGAGAAAUACGCGCGAUCUUUUGAUUCUGAAUGGUAUCGUCGCGCAGUAGAACAUCACUCUAUCGAGCCAGAGAGCUUUGUGUUCUCGGUGCCAUUUCGUGAUGGCUCUGAGGCAGAUGACUUCAAUGGCAAGCCGCCAUUAGUGCUCGCGACUCACGCCGUGUUUGUAGAAUCAAGGGGCCACAGGGCUCCAGCUGCGGUAGUGGGUCUGCACUUUCAACUAGAUUCGUUGGCUAAACAUUUCCUGAAUGUAACAUCAACGUGCACAGCCGGAAGUGUCUGCAAAAAGACGUGUGCUGGGGACGAACUUGACUGCUACAUUUUAGAUGAUAAUGGCUUUAUCAUUCUAUCAGAGGACGUAUCACAAACAGGACGAUUCUUCGGACAGGUGGACGGGACUAUAAUGGAUUCUUUGGUUCAAGACAAAAUCUACAAAAAAGUUAUAGUUCACGACCACCAAGGGCGGUGUCCAGAUUCCAGAAACCAAUUCAGUGGGGACGGAAAUAAGUUGGCACCAAUGAAACCGUUAUCUUGGCUCGGUGGAUAUUUAACUCGUUUGUUAGCAGUGUGGUAUCCUCUAUGGGAUUCUGUUGUUGCUCAUCCUUAUACGGAAGAUGAAAGCGAUUACGAAGACUAUGAAGGAGAAGAGGACUUAGAGCGAGACCAUGGCACGUACGAGAUCAUUAUAGACGGUGUAGGUGAUGUUAAUCAUGAGCCUAGCGCUCCGCCGCCUCACAUGCCAAGAGAACCUCCACGGGAAGCUGCAAGAUCGGCAGCUGUACGGCCUUGCGAUACUAGUGCUGAGCUCUUCACACUACAAUCGACGAGGCUAAACGCAGCACAACCGCUGAAAGGGAAACUGACUAAUUGCCAUAACUCUGGCUGCGAAAGGCCAUUCAGCGUGCAGAAGAUCCCGCACAGCAACCUGAUCCUGUUAGUAGUAGACACAUUGUGCCCAUGCGGUGCGAAAAGACUGGACGUCCGUCCUCGGGAGGCACCGCCCCGCGCUGCUUGUCGCCGCCCCCCGCGCGCCUCGCACCGCCGCAGGCCUCGCUCAUGCGUCUCUUACCACCCCGAGGAAAUCGAGAUCCAGUCCUGUGGACGCGCCGGACGAUUGGAAGCAGCAACCGCACUGUCUUGUGUUCUAUUACUGCGGCUAUGCCUCUCUUUCGUCACGUGA